AAAUUUGUCCUCCGUUAUUUAUCAGGGAAACCCUAGCAAAACCCUAGCGUCUCCAUCCCCAGCCUCCUCCGUUGCUCGUAUCUCCAAUCUCCAUGGCUCGAUUCAAGAACAGAAAGAAGAAGAACUUUGUGAAACCCCCAAUUGUGAAGAAGCAGCCGAACGUGAAUCAGGUUACUGGCGACAAGAUUCCGAAGAGCUUCGUCUUCUCGAGGGGGAAGAUCCCUGGCCCAAUCAAGCAGCUCGAAUUGGAUAUUCGAAAGAUUAUGCUUCCUUAUACCGCCAUUAAAUUAAAGGAGAAGAAACGGAACAAUCUUAAGGACUUCUUGAAUGUUGCAGGGCCAAUGGGCGUAACACACUUCUUAAUCUUAUCGAAUCCAAAGAGCAUUCCUCAUUUGAGGGUCGCAAGAACACCUCAAGGCCCGACGCUGACCUUUGAAAUACGGGAAUAUGCGUUGGCUGCUGAUAUUGCUCGGGCUCAGACUCGCCCGAGAUGCCCAAAAGACCUAUUUAAUAACCCCCCUUUGGUUGUUCUUUCUGGGUUUGGUGGUGGGGAUCAACAACAUUUGAAGCUUACAACAAUCAUGUUUCAGAAUAUGUUUCCUGCUAUAGACAUUAAUACUGUUAAGCUCUCAUCAUGUCAGAGGAUUGUAUUAUUGAACUACAACAGUGACACAAAGCUAAUUGAUUUUAGGCAUUAUUCUAUCAGGUUGCAGCCUGUUGGUGUUUCUCGUAGGAUUAGAAAGUUUGUUCAGAACCAUCAAGUGCCUGAUCUUAGGAAUCUUCAAGAUGUGAGCGACUUUGUUACCAAGGCUGGUUAUGGAUCAGAAAGUGAAGCAGAUGAAGAAGCUGCAACAGUAAGCCUGACCAGUGAUGUUGGUAGGGUAAACCGUGCUUCUAGCAAAAGUGCUGUCAAACUUCAAGAGAUUGGACCUAGGAUGACGCUCCAGUUAGUUAAAAUUGAGGAGGGGUUAUGCUCAGGUGGUGUCAUAUUCAGUGAAUAUGGAAAGGAAGCUGCUGAGGCAAAGGAUGCAGCAAAUGAAGGUGAUUAAUUUCUUUUUAACGAGCCUUGCUUUGGGGAAGAACAAGCCGAUGCAUUACCAGCAGCUAUAAGCUAUAAAUUAGAACUAUGAGCACAGAAUGAGAAGUUUAUUUUAAGAAGUUAUAUUUAGGCUUUAUUUAUUUUAUCUUAACGGGCAAAAGGGGCAUACUGUAUUAUUCAGAUGGAGCAGCGCACCAAUUUGAUCUGCUUGUGAUGUGCCUUCAUUUGCUAUUUUGUUAUGUGCACCUUUUGGAACUCAGAUAUACAGAAAAAUAUUGUAUGUUGUUCACGGUCGGCGAUAAGGUAAUUGAGUUAUUAUUCUUCUAAAUA
Messenger RNA from Asparagus officinalis (garden asparagus), 1369 nucleotides. Its product is annotated as peter Pan-like protein. The coding region runs from base 93 to 1049 and encodes 318 amino acids. Gene Ontology annotation, cellular component: preribosome, large subunit precursor. NCBI's taxonomy places the organism in Eukaryota, Viridiplantae, Streptophyta, Magnoliopsida, Asparagales, Asparagaceae. Gene Ontology annotation, biological process: ribosomal large subunit assembly; rRNA processing. Gene Ontology annotation, molecular function: rRNA binding. The transcript has 7 exons. The record is from RefSeq and is a predicted model, not a curated record.